AUGGUGACGCAAAAAAGUAGUGACAGAGAGCAGCUCUACAUGUUGGAGUUCCUAGUGAACCGAUUAAAUUUAUCUCCCGAAAUUCUCGGGAAGAUCUCCGGACCUUUAUCAGUGCGUUUUAAACUUCUCGACUUCGAUGAAUUCACGAUAAAUCAAGAAGACUUUUCCAGAAGUCCCCUGACCAAAGAGAGCACCAUCGACUUCGCCUCAGGGAAAUCCUGCGUCUUCUCCAAAAAGCCAAAAGAUCUCAUAAAAAAAUUGCAAACCGAUCCCUUGACCAUCGAGAUCUGCAGAUCAAACUCCGAUCCUUGUCUCCAAGAGCCAGAAUACCCGGUUUGUAAGGCUCAGUUGAACCUUUCUGGAUGCUUCUGUGACAUAGAAAGAGCGAUGAAAGACCCUCUUCAUUUACCAGCCCCUUACACCGUCCAAGACAGUUACAAUCUGAUAGACGAAGAUGGAAAAGCGUCUGGGAGCAUCGAAAUUUUCUUGAGACUCUCCUGCCUCGGUGAGUCCAUCGUCACCCACUUUCACGUAAACGAGAAAGCCUUCCUCUUCAAGAAUACGAACUCACUCGAUAAAUUUUCGUGCAUUAAACUUCCACCGACUGACGAAGCAACAAAAAAUAAAUUCUGGACCCCAAAAUCGAGAGCUGUCGAUUUAGAUAAGAAACCCGAGCCAAAGACAAUCAUCGGGAUCUCCGCGGUUUGCGAGGAUCUCAUUAAACGUUCUCCUCGUCCAAUAUCUCCUGAGAUACCUCCACUGACCCUGGAAGAAGAGCCAAACCCCCCAGGACCUCCCGAAGUCGAAAAGGAAGAAUUAAUUGAUGAUUCGGUGAUCCUUAAAGAAUCAAGUUUCGAUGACACUAAGUAUUUAUCCCCAAGAAAAUUCCCAUGUGGAGGAAGCUCAUGUCCUGGAGGUAUCUGCAGUGGUCCCUUUCCAUCAACCGAAGACAUUCCCCGAAGAAAUCGAUGGAAAAGUGAUUAUAAACCUCAAGAGAUGAGAAAUAAGAGAUUGAGAGGGGGAAAUGAUGAUAGAUCAGCGACGAUUUCCAUUCAAUCCAUGCAGACCGUUGCCCUAGAUGUUGUCUCCAAGAACAUGAAUUCCGUCGGACAAUUGUCGUCUACUCAACUUCCACCGAGUGACGAAGAAAUAAAAAAUAAGUUCUCGACCCCAAAAUCGAGAGCUGUCGAUUUAGAUAAGAAACCCGAGCCAAAGACAAUCAUCGGGAUCUCCGCGGUUUGCGAGGAUCUCAUUAAACGUUCUCCUCGUCCAAUAUCUCCUGAGAUACCUCCACUGACCCUGGAAGAAGAGCCAAACCCCCCAGGACCUCCCGAAGUCGAAAAGGAAGAAUUAAUUGAUGAUUCGGUGAUCCUUAAAGAAUCAAGUUUCGAUGACACUAAGUAUUUAUCCCCAAGAAAAUUCCCAUGUGGAGGAAGCUCAUGUCCUGGAGACAUUCCCCGAAGAAAUCGAUGGAAAAGUCAUUAUAAACUUCAAGAGAUCAGAAAUAAAAGAUUGAGAGGGGGAAAUGAUGAUAGAUCAGCGACGAUUCCCAUUCAGUCCAUGCAGACACUUCUGUCAGGCGUCUGCAGGUCAUUCCUCCCUGAAGAAGAGCCUCGUCUGGGCUGUGGAUGCCACACAAAGCUGGGGAAUCAGUCCAAAAUAAAGAAGAAAUGUUACGGGAUCGAUUGUCUGAUAAAAUCCUUCAAGGAAGCUGAAAAAUUCGUGGACGGCAUUGGGAGGGUCCCAGGGAUGGCGGGACUAGGACUCAUGGAUCCUACGGAGAGUCCCUUCUUCGGAAGGCCCCGGUACAGACCGUUGCCAAGACCAAGAGAACAAGAAAGCAAAAAACCAAUGAAGAGUCUUUUGGGUCUGUCGAUGGCGAAAAAAGACAGCUCUAUCCUUCGGCCGCCGCGGACAUUACCGUCAAGAGCUUCGGACGGAGGCAAACUUAAUGCCGCAGCUUCUAAGAAACUGAAAGGCGAGGAUUAUGAGACGAAUAUCGGGGAAGAACUCAUGACUAUUAAAGAACCACAAAUGGGACCUUGCGGCGAACCCGUUUGCAACUCCCGGAGGAAAAUCAAUAAAACUGAUUUGGAUGUGUCGUCGAAGGAGAUUCUCAAGACCAUUAAGAUGAAGAAAGCUUCUUUGUUGUCGACGAAACGGAAGAAUAUGAAACUCAAUUUGAAGAAGGCGAAGAACUUGAAGAAUUAUGAGAGGAAUUACAGCCAUGUUAAGGUGGGGAAAAGAGUAAUGAGGCUGGUGGAGGGUGUCAGUCAGCGCAGCUGCUUCGGUCAUAGAAGUUGCGUGGAGAUCAGAGCCAGAGUUCCCGGGAACAUGGGUUGGCUGUGGAACACCAGUAACACGCCUGGUAGCCUCAGACCCCAAGUCGGAUGGAAGCCAGGCGCGAUCUCCAGGCGAGUCUGGAGCAUUCUGGAGCAGGCGAAGCUGGGGAAGGACACUGACUCCGUCGAUGAGAGACCCGUGACUCCGAUAAAAGGGAGAAAGGGGAAAAUGUCAAAGUCCAAGAGUCUUUUGUCUGUUGCCAGGAGCCAGAGGAAGAGGCGAGAGAGGGACGAUGAGCGGGAACUCCCUCCGACUCUCCACAUCCACAGGAAAAAUGGGGAUUAUUACGUCACGAUGUACCCAGUGAAGCCCGAGGGCUCGAACAAUCCCGAGGCACUGGAGGAUGUGAAGCCUCUGCAGUUCAAGGUCACGAAAAACAGGAAUGCGGACGACGAUGAAGGCGAUGCCAGUUCUAUCGGAGACGACCUGGAAUUCGAGUUCUCUCCACCUGCUGCGAUACACAAGUACCAGAAGAAGGCGGAGAGGAAAGAUUUGGAGACUCAGGUAGUGCAACAGGAGAUCCUUGAUGCCUUCAAGUCUAGUGGAAGUCCGACAGCGAAGAAGAAGAAGAAAGGCGGGAAGAAGUGAAGAUUGGGGAUUCAAAAUUUUCAAUUGGAGAGGAUAAACUAGGGAAUUUCGGGGUCACGGAUUUCCGCUCUUACCGAUGAUCAAUAUAUCCGUAUGUUAUUCACCAUCGGUAGAAUGAAUUCGUUGAGGAAGUAGUGGAGAAUUGAUUAGAAGUUUCU
Molecule: messenger RNA, 3089 nt
Organism: Diachasma alloeum
Lineage: Eukaryota; Metazoa; Arthropoda; Insecta; Hymenoptera; Braconidae
Exons: 3
Coding region: 1-2931 (976 amino acids)
Source: RefSeq, a predicted model, not a curated record